AUGGUGGUGAGCUACCAGAUGGUAGCCACAGUUACCCUACAGCAGCCUGAUGGAGGCCAGAGGGCCAUGCAGUGGCGCCCCCUGUUGAACCACCACCAGCAGCUUUUUCCCGUCUCUCGUCUGUCCUUCCUGCUCAUCUGGCUUCUGGUCCUUUCUUCCUCAGCUUUCCCUCAGCCUCGUCUUCCUCUCAGAAAUCCUGAAGAUUCACAGGAAGCGAAGCGGGACGACUGGGAUGUCCUGUUCCCGUCCAUCUCCCUCCACGACUGGAACAUCCAGAUGCUGUCUGCGCCGGGCCUCAGGGCGGCGGCGGACAGCAAGGCCGGUCUGGUGGGGGACGCCUGGCUGUUCGCACCGGAGCGUCCGGAGGCCAGCGUCUGGCCGGCGCAGUGGGCGUCAGAAGGGGCCCGGAUGGUGAAGAGGAACAUGGUGGUGGCGGACGACGCCGCCUUCAGGGAGAAGAGCAAACUGCUGACCUCCAUGGAGAGACAGAAGUGGCUCAACUCCUACAUGCAGAAGCUGCUGGUGGUGAACUCCUGAUGUSACCGAGGCCGUUUGUUGUAGACGGUGCUGGUUGGUGUGGAGGAGGAAAYGACAUCAAUAAAGACAGAAAUGUUCUGAUGAAA
This is a messenger RNA of Poecilia reticulata (guppy), 623 nucleotides long. RefSeq names its product parathyroid hormone 2 (gene pth2). NCBI's taxonomy places the organism in Eukaryota, Metazoa, Chordata, Actinopteri, Cyprinodontiformes, Poeciliidae. Gene Ontology annotation, biological process: neuropeptide signaling pathway. The record is from RefSeq and is a predicted model, not a curated record. Gene Ontology annotation, cellular component: extracellular region.